This is a messenger RNA of Kluyveromyces marxianus DMKU3-1042, 1839 nucleotides long. RefSeq names its product transcription factor TFIIIC subunit TFC6 (gene TFC6). The transcript has a single exon. Gene Ontology annotation, cellular component: transcription factor TFIIIC complex. Gene Ontology annotation, biological process: transcription by RNA polymerase III. Bases 1 to 1839 code for a protein of 612 amino acids. The record is from RefSeq and is a predicted model, not a curated record. Gene Ontology annotation, molecular function: protein binding. Lineage: Eukaryota; Fungi; Ascomycota; Saccharomycetes; Saccharomycetales; Saccharomycetaceae.
AUGGUGUCGAGGAAGCAAAAGACGAGAACAAGUAAAGCUUCCAACGUUAAUAGUAAGAAAAUAGACGUUACAGAGCAGCUGAAAUCAGUCGCCUCAUCUAAGGAAACCCCCACGGUACAAAUAGAGGAAGUACCAAAAGAUGCUAGUAAAGUACUCAUUGAUAUACCAGAAAAUAAUGACAGCAGUGUAAAUGUAAUGGAUAUGCCUGAACUUGACAAGGAGGAGAAGAAAGUGCUAAAGAAAAGAGGUCGGCCUAAGGGGUCAAAGAAUGGUACGGCUUCUGGAAAAACAAAGGCAGUUAAGAUAAAGGCCUCUUCGCCAAAAAAGGUUGAUAAAAAUAAGAUAGUGAGGGUUAGUAAGCAUCUUACAUCAGUCAAAGAUAAAUUGGUGAGAAUAUAUGGUAAUAACCAAGACAAAUUAUUAGGUUUAGCCAAACAAAAGGAAAAGUUCGAGACAGCAGUCUUUGAUUUUAAAGAAGAGCAGCUUACCCCAUUCAAUCUUAAAUUCAAUAGCAUUGAUUUAAAAUUAAGUGACUUUGCUGCAGUGGAAAUAUCUGAAGAUGAAUUAAAUGAAAUGAUAAAGCUAAAUAAGAAUGAAAUCAAGUUUAACAUUGGCAAUGAUCAUUUUGCAACUAUGAAGAACGAAUACAUUCAGCUGCCGGCCUUCAAUUUUGGAAUACGUCAAGGGUUCAUUUUCAAUACUGGUGGAUUUGUUUCUGACAUGGCAUGGACUAGAUUGCCAGGUUCUGAUAUACAAUACCUAGCUGUAUCAGUUUCUGAUACACAAGAUGCUGCAGACCCCGAUUUGCGAUUAUCAGGGACACCUACGCCUCGUAGUGCCUUAAUCAAUAUCUAUGAAUUCGAUAAAAAUCAAGCUAAAAUGUCUCUAUUUUAUCAACUUGUGCAUGAUGCUGGACUUUCUUGGGACUUGAAAUGGCAUCCUGCCCCAGUCACAGAUGAGAAGUGUAUAGGUAUAUUGACUGGAGUUUUUCAAGAUGGUUGUAUCAAAUUCUUACCAAUAAUGAGGUCAGUCGAGGGACAUAUACAUCACUUACAGAAUCCAUGCAUAAAUAUUAAGGGUCCUGAAUCAGCAAUUACUUCAUUCGACUUCAUAAGUUCAGAUUACAUUGUUUGUGGCUUCCAAAAUGGAUACUACGGAGAGUAUUCCAUUACUGAAAGCAUAUUUUGUAACUACAAACAGUUAUUUGAGUCAUAUGUCAUUUCCACUAUUGCACUAAGGUCGAACUUUGAAAAUACAGCAGUUUGUAUGAGCGCCAUUGAUGGUAACUGCUGUAUUUUUGAUCCAAAAGAUAUCCGAUUAACUAAAACUUUUUCAACAAGAACUCGUGGUAGUAAUACAUUACCUUUAGUAUACAUGCCACAAUUAUACACGGUCUUACGUACAGACUCACUUUCUUCCGUAAAAGCAUUUACUCCAAGGGCUAUUUUUGUUGAUCAUAACAUUUGUCAACAUGAUAACACCGUCGUAUGUUUAGGGUCCUCAUCCCUUCAUCCCAUGCUUUUAUCCGGAAGUGCUGAUGGCAGUUUACUAUUAAACAAUAUAGUAAGGAGAAUGCUUCAGGGACUGAAAAACAAUACAGACAUUUACCGAUAUGUUCGGCUGUGGAAAUGGGACUUCAAUGCGAAGACUAAGCAAUAUAGGUUGAAUCCACAGUAUAAAAUUUUUAAGUUCACAAAUACUGAAACUUCCAAUGUCAAGCUUGAUUAUCCUGGAAUUAAUAUACAAAGUGUGAAGUGGAUUGAAGAGAUGAACUGUGGUAAAUGGUAUUCAUUUGCAAAUGCUGCAGGAUUCGUAGUAGUUGAGAAAUUAGGAAAUUAA